AUGUUGAUGGACCACACUACUUCUAGUCCUCUCAUCCCUCAACUUGAUAUGUCCGCCUCCGCCAACCCAAGUAAAAUAGCCAGCCAAGUAGCUUCUGGAUCAAGCGGUGUGGUCUACCCAGCUACCACUCAACAAUACAAUCAAAAGCUGGAAGAGGCAGCCCAAGUUAAAGCAAUGGCAGAGAAGACUUAUGGUCCUCCAUCAUAUCCCAUCCAUCGUGAUAGGAAAAUGCAACAAUACGUUGAUGGACCAGCAGGAACUACUCCAGAACAAAUGAAGCAAAUGUCAGACGCCGCUCAGAAAGACUUCAUGAGCGAUGACAACGGUAACAUAUUCCAUGACUACGCAUGGCCAAUAAGUAUGGCAGGAGUAGCUAUUGCAGCAUUAAUAGGUGGCCUUGUAUGGUUUACAAACUGCAGGGAUAGUCAUAAAGAAUCUGCCGCAGAGAGAGCGGCAACGGCAAGAGAUAUGGCAGUUGCGCGUGGUGGCAAGUAA
Molecule: messenger RNA, 495 nt
Organism: Melampsora larici-populina 98AG31
Lineage: Eukaryota; Fungi; Basidiomycota; Pucciniomycetes; Pucciniales; Melampsoraceae
Exons: 2
Coding region: 1-495 (164 amino acids)
Source: RefSeq, a predicted model, not a curated record